Molecule: messenger RNA, 339 nt
Organism: Porites lobata
Lineage: Eukaryota; Metazoa; Cnidaria; Anthozoa; Scleractinia; Poritidae
Source: the annotation of a GenBank genome assembly
GGAUAUGGUCUGCAGUGCUACAAGUGUUUGGCAUUGACGAAUUGGGAUGACUGUGACAAGAACAAGGUAAACACGACUUGUCUUCCUGGUUUCGACAGCUGUGGCAAAGUUUUUCUCGAUGGAGAAGUGGGAGGCCUAUCCGUCAAGAAUUAUGCAAAGGAUUGUAGCGUCAAAGCGGGCUGUAACAAUGACCGGUGCAAGGCAUUGGCACAAGUAGGAGCAACAAUCGACGACUGUGAAGUCAACUGCUGCGAGGGUGAUCUGUGCAAUGGAGCUAAAGUACCAUUGGUCAGCGCUCUUCUGCUAUGGGCAUGCGCUCUUCUAGCAUUUUUCCGUUAA